Messenger RNA from Cavia porcellus (domestic guinea pig), 2573 nucleotides. It is a transcript of the gene Cpt2, whose product is annotated as carnitine palmitoyltransferase 2. Gene Ontology annotation, cellular component: mitochondrion. The transcript has 5 exons. Gene Ontology annotation, biological process: fatty acid beta-oxidation. NCBI's taxonomy places the organism in Eukaryota, Metazoa, Chordata, Mammalia, Rodentia, Caviidae. Gene Ontology annotation, molecular function: carnitine O-palmitoyltransferase activity. The coding region runs from base 151 to 2127 and encodes 658 amino acids. The record is from RefSeq and is a predicted model, not a curated record.
CCGCCGGCCGGAAGUGCCCCCGGGGGCAGGCGACCUGGGUUUCAGGUCCCGGGUGCCCGCUCGCGGUGCUGCGGCUGGCAGCUCUGCUCGAUCGCGGAACUUCCUCGCCCGCCGCCGCGCUCUCCCGCCGCCGCCGCCGCCGCCAGGACGAUGGUGCCCCGCCUGCUGCUGCGCGCCCUGUCCCGGGCCCCUGCCUUGGGCCCGGGAGCGCCCUCUCGACCCCUUAGCGCCGGCCCCGGGCCCGGCCAGUUCCUGCAGCACAGCAUCGUGCCCACCAUGCACUACCAGGAUAGCCUGCCCAGGCUGCCUAUUCCCAAACUUGAGGACACUAUUCGGAGGUAUCUCAGUGCGCAGAAGCCUCUCCUGAGUGACGACCAGUUCAGGAAAACAGAACAAUUUUGUAAGAGUUUUGAAAAUGGCACUGGAAAGGAACUGCACAAGCAGCUGGUUGCUCACGACAAGCAGAAUAAACAUACAAGCUACAUUUCCGGGCCUUGGUUUGAUAUGUAUUUAACUGCUCGGGACUCCAUUGUCCUGAACUUUAAUCCAUUUAUGGCAUUCAAUCCUGACCCUAAAUCUGGAUACAAUGACCAGCUUACCCGGGCAACCAACCUGGUUGUUUCUGCCCUCCGGUUUCUGAAGACGCUGCGGGCUGGCCUUCUGGAACCAGAGGUGUUUCACUUGAACCCUGCCAAAAGUGAUACCAACACCUUUAAGAGACUCAUCCGCUUUGUGCCUUCCUCUCUGUCCUGGUAUGGGGCGUACUUGGUCAAUGCAUAUCCCCUAGACAUGUCCCAGUAUUUUCGGCUUUUCAAUUCAACUCGUCUACCCAAACCCAGUCGGGAUGAACUGUUUACUGACGACAAGGCCAGACACCUCCUGGUCCUAAGAAAAGGACAUUUCUAUGUCUUUGACGUCCUGGAUCGAGACGGGAACAUCGUGAGCCCCUCAGAGAUCCAGGCUCACCUGAAGUACAUUCUCGAGGACAGCAGUCCUGCGCCCGAGCUUCCUCUGACCUUCCUUACUAGUGAGAACCGUGAUGUGUGGGCAGAGCUCAGGCAGAAGCUGGUGCACGGUGGCAAUGAGGAGGCGCUGUGGAAAGUAGACUCUGCCGUGUUCUGCCUCUGCCUCGAUGACUUCCCCAUCAAGGACCUUGUCCACUUGUCUCACACCAUGCUGCACGGAGAUGGCACAAACCGAUGGUUUGACAAGUCCUUUAACCUCAUUGUAGCCCAGGAUGGCUGUGCUGCUGUCCACUUCGAGCAUGCGUGGGGUGAUGGUGUGGCAGUGCUCAGGUUUUUCAAUGAAGUAUUUAAAGAUAGCACCCAGACCCCUGCCAUAACUCCCCAGAACCAGCCAGCUACCACCAACUCUUCUGCAUGUGUGCAGAGACUCAGCUUCAAGCUGAAUGAUGCCUUAAAGGCAGGCAUCAUGGCUGCUAAGGAAAAGUUUGAUGCCACCAUGAAAACCCUAACCAUUGACUGUAUACAGUUUCAGAGAGCAGGCAAAGAAUUCUUGAAGAAGCAGAAGCUGAGCCCUGAUGCAGUGGCCCAGCUGGCCUUCCAGAUGGCUUUCCUGCGGCAGUACGGGCAAACAGUGGCCACCUACGAGUCCUGCAGCACUGCAGCCUUCAAGCAUGGUCGCACCGAGACCAUCCGGCCAGCCUCCAUCUUCACAAAGAGGUGCUCCAAGGCCUUUGUCAGGGAGCCCUCCAAGCACAGCACUAGCGAGCUCCGCCAGAUGGUGGCUGAGUGCUCCAAGUAUCAUGGGCAGCUGACCAAAGAGGCAGCAAUGGGCCAGGGCUUUGACCGACACUUGUUUGCUCUGCGGUACCUGGCGACAGCCAAAGGGACUACCCUUCCUGAGCUCUACCUCGACCCUGCAUAUGGGCAGAUAAACCACAACAUCCUGUCCACCAGCACACUGAACAGCCCCGCAGUGAGCCUUGGCGGUUUUGCCCCCGUGGUCCCUGAUGGCUUUGGUGUUGGCUAUGCUGUUCAUGACAAUUGGAUAGGCUGCAAUAUCUCUUCUUAUCCGGGACGCAAUGCCCGGGAGUUUCUACAGUGUGUUGAGAAGUCCUUAGAAGACAUGUUUGAUGUCUUUGAAGGCAAACCUAUCAAAACUUAGCUUGCAGGUGGGUGAACAGCUUUUGUUGCUUCCUCUCGCAAAAACAGCGUUCCAUGCAGCCAAUAGGUGCUAUUCUGUGCUUAAACUAAUCAUAGAUGCUUAAGCAGCCAGUGCCUGAGCUGUAAGAUCAGGGUUUUAAAACUAAACAUGUUGGCUGGAUGUGGUGGUGCACACCUGUAAUCCCAACACUCAGGGGGCUAAGGCAGCAGGGUCACUUCAAGUUUGAAGCCAGCCAAGGCUACAUAGUAAGUUCAUGACCAGUCUGAACUACAUAGUGAGACCCUGUCUCAAAAACAAAGAUAAACAUGUCACUUCUGAAUAGAACGAAGUUACAACUAAAGAUAAUGAGAGACUUGUUUUAAGGCCUUUUGAUCAAGAGAUAGGGUGUGGAAAAAUAACUCAGGGCUGUGUAUUGUUUAAGCAGAAAUAAAAGUGUUGUUUGGAAA